GCUCCAGUGACGCAGCCACGCCCCGGGGAGCCCUCCCAACCUGCCGUGGAGGAGCCAUCCAGGCGGAGGCAGUUCCUGAGGGAGCAUGCAGCCCCCUUCUCUGCCUUCCUCACCGACAGCUUCGGCCGGCGACACAGCUACCUGCGCAUCUCCCUCACCGAGAAGUGCAACCUCAGAUGUCAAUACUGCAUGCCCGAGGAAGGUGUCCCACUGACCCCCAAGGCUGACCUGCUGACCACUGAGGAGAUCCUGACCCUCGCACGGCUCUUUGUGAAGGAAGGCGUAGAUAAGAUCCGGCUCACGGGUGGAGAGCCGCUCAUCCGGCCAGACGUGGUGAACAUUGUGGCCCUUCUCCUGGCCUCAGCAGGAACAAGCAGCCUGAUACCCCUCCCUGUUGUCUCUCCAGCCCAGCUCCGCCAGCUGGAGGGGCUGAGGACCAUUGGCAUCACCACCAACGGCAUCAACCUGGCCCGGCUGCUGCCUCAGCUCCAGAAGGCUGGCCUCAGUGCCGUCAACAUCAGCCUGGACACGCUGGUGCCAGCCAAGUUUGAGUUCAUCGUCCGCAGGAAAGGCUUCCACAAGGUCAUGGAGGGCAUCCACAAGGCCAUCGAGCUGGGCUACAGCCCUGUGAAGGUGAACUGUGUGGUGAUGCGAGGCCUGAACGAGGACGAACUCCUGGACUUCGUGGCCUUGACCAAAGGACUCCCUCUGGACGUGCGCUUCAUAGAGUACAUGCCCUUUGAUGGCAACAAGUGGAACUUCAAGAAGAUGGUCAGCUACAAGGAGAUGCUGGAUACCCUCCAGCAGCGGUGGCCGGAGCUGGAGAAGCUGCCCGAGGAGGAAUCCAGCACAGCCAAGGCCUUUAAGAUCCCUGGCUUCCAGGGCCAGGUCAGCUUCAUCACAUCCAUGUCGGAGCAUUUCUGUGGGACCUGCAACCGGUUGCGAAUCACAGCCGACGGGAACCUCAAGGUCUGCCUCUUUGGAAACUCGGAAGUAUCCCUGCGUGAUCACCUGCGGGCGGGAGCCUCUGAGGAAGAGCUGCUGAGCAUCAUCGGGGCUGCCGUGGGCAGGAAGAAGCGGCAGCACGCAGGCAUGUUCAACAUUUCCCAGAUGAAGAACCGGCCCAUGAUCCUCAUCGAGUUAUUUUUGACGCUCCAGGAUUCCCCACCAGCCGUUCUGAGCAUCUCCUUCAGGGAUUCCCUCCAUGUUCAGGGUCUGAGACACAGAGUGAGUCGCUCCCACCAGAUGGUGACUUUGUGGGAAGGAGGCGGGGUCCCACAGACCCCUCUCCUGGCCCAGUGGUGGCUGGGAGCUGGCCUCCCUCAGAGACACUACAGUUCCCACCCAGACUCAGAUGCCAACCCAAAGUGCCUUAGCCCAGAGCCCCAGGCUCCUGCCACACCCUUAGGACCUCUGCCAGCCUCAGGCCAACUAACCCAUGUAGACACAGAAGGACGGGCGGCUAUGGUGGAUGUAGGCGGGAAGCCAGACACAGAGCGUGUGGCUGUGGCCUCAGCUGUAGUCCUCCUUGGGCCUGUGGCCUUCAGGCUCGUCCAGGAGAACCGGCUCAAGAAGGGGGAUGCCCUGGUGGUAGCCCAGCUGGCUGGCGUCCAGGCGGCCAAGCUGACCAGCCAGCUGAUUCCUCUGUGCCACCACGUGGCCCUGAGCCACGUCCAGGUGCGGCUGGAGCUGGACAGUGCGCGCCAGGCCGUGGUGAUCGAGGCAUCUUGCCGGGCUCGGGGCCCCACUGGGGUGGAGAUGGAGGCCCUGACCUCAGCUGCCGUGGCUGCCCUCACCCUAUACGACAUGUGCAAGGCCGUCAGCAGGGACAUAGUGUUGGAGGAGAUCAAGCUCAUUAGCAAGACUGGGGGUCAGCGGGGGGACUUCCAUAGGACUUAGAGCUCCUGGCCCGGCGAAGUCAAGAGAUGGGAUGCAAUUUCAGCCAAGGGAAAGAAAUGUCAAGUUCCUUUUAACCCCGUCACUGGUUACCUUCAACCGGUAGGAACUCAAGGUCAGCCUACCCCUCUACUGCUAGCUGACCUCCACUGACCUUUUUAUUCAGAGAGGAAACUAGCAGGCCCUUCUGCCUUCCUGGACCCUGAGGUCAUGGGAGGGGGCCGCAGCGAGUAAGGCUGGGUGACGGGAAAUCCCAUUGGGGGAUUAGUGGACUCUGAGACAAUCACUUUCAGAAGGUCGAGCCCGUGACUUCCACUUCUUGCUUGGGUUUUCUCUUCUACUUCCCGGGAGAGAGUAAGGGCUCUCCAAGCAGAGGAAGCCGCCCUGAGGAGCGCAGCUGGCACUGAAACUGGAGCACGGCUUCUGAGCAGCAACACCCUUUCCCUGCCUCUCCACCAACCUCCUUUGAAAGAGCCGGUUCUCCCUUCUUAUUGCCUGAGUCUGUGUCCCGUCAGACAUCCGGGCUUUUGGUUUAACAGUCACACCAUCCUGCCACCUCCUCUCUCUCCGCAACCCCAGCCGCCCCACCCCCAUCUUAAGCAGAAUCCAUUCACGUGGGCCACAGCCCUGAGGCCUCCUGACCAAGCACACACCCCCAUGCCCUGCGCACUGCCACCCUCCCACCCACCACCCUUCGUCCUGACACAUCAGGGAAGGAAGAGCACUGAAGAUGGCCUUCACCCCCCGCGCACAAAAUAAAGCCACGAUGCCAACUUUGGAGAUGCAAGAAUGAGGACUGUCUGUGCUGAGGGGUCCCGAGCUGCUAUGAUGUCAGGCCCACCCCCACCUGGGGGAAGAGGAGUAGGUGAGAUGCUGGAGAGUCAAAGGGGCAUAUUCUGCGUGUACAUACCCCCACCCUUCCCCGUGGGGGGUGUACGAGUGCAGCAUCACCAGUAACAGGUAGGCACGUCCAAAGCUGCUCCUCUCACCGGCUGGUGGAGACCAGCAGCUGCAGUUAGAGGCUCCUGGCUUGCACAUCCCCCAGCACUGGACUUGCUGGCUUCUCUCAGGUGGGUAGGUUUCUCGGUUCUAGCCUCAGUCCCCGACCUGCCCACCCUUCCUGUGCCCUACACCCGGGUGUGCUGGCGAAGUGUUUAACCACCACCUCUUAGAAAAGCCACUUUCCAGUCUUAAGUACUCCCACGUUGGCUGAUCUCAAGCUACCUUUUGACGUGCACUGGCUUGAGGACUCUUGCGCACCAACACUCUUGGCUCUUCCUGCUUCCCGGCACAGCUCAAGUCCCCUCGUGGGAAGAAGGCGUAAGUUUCAAGGCAGGCUAGAUGGGGGUGGUACGGAUUUAAUAUUUUUUAGUAUUACAAUAUAUUCUUACGAAAAAAAGGUGCAGGCAGAAAGGGCACUGUGGAUUUUGUACACGAGCUUCGUUUGUCAUCUGAACAGUGGGUGAGAACAGCCGGGGCAUGACGGUGGUAGACGUGAGGGGAGAUGGCCAUGGCUCCCCCGGGGGUGGAACUGGGAUGGGGGUGGGGA
This is a messenger RNA of Vicugna pacos (alpaca), 3445 nucleotides long. The record is from RefSeq and is a predicted model, not a curated record. Lineage: Eukaryota; Metazoa; Chordata; Mammalia; Artiodactyla; Camelidae.